CCUUCCUGCAAACGAAGAACCCUUUAAAUUAUAAAUCAUAAUCCCCAUGAAAGGAGGAAGACGAUUUUUGGCAGAAUUCGGUGAAGAUGAAGAAUUUCUUGCAAAGAAACUCAUCUCAUUCUGUUUUGCAUCCAGCUCUGCUCUUAGUUGACUUGAAUGGCGUUGCGCACGGGGCUCCGUAUGCUUGACCCGAAUAUCGGUGGCCGUGUUUUGUAGUAGAAUGGAUCAAAGGAUGAAGGCAAUUCAACGGAAUCGAAGAAGUUCUGGCGAGAAAUCAGUCUCUAAGUUCUUACAAGAACUCGUUCUGUUUGCAUCCAGCGCUGUUCUGAGUUGGUUGGUGUUGCGGGCCCCGAUCCGGAUACUUGACCCGAAUCAUCUUGUUCAGACCAUUCCUUAUAAGGACACAUCCAAAAAAGCUUACAAAACACUUAACAUCAACACAUGUAGACAUCCACAUUACUCAUCAAGAGCAUUCAACACUAGCUUUUUUGGGCCAGAGCAAGAUCACUCUGCUGCCGCAUUCUUGACCUGAAUCUUGAUGGCACGGUUAAGACCAGUCCUCCCCUUGAGAAGCAUGUACUUGAAGAUCGGAUUAGUGAGCUCCCCGAUGAAAUCCUUAGUCUUAUUCUAUCUUUUCUAACGCUCAAAGAAGCUGGCAGAACAAGUAUUUUGUCGAAAAGAUGGAAGCAUGUGUGGACAUAUGUUCCUGAUCUUGAUUUUAACGCAUUUACUACAUUAUGCGAGAUGGUAACUGGGGAGGAGUACUUGGACCGAAUAAUAAGGGAAAGACCCAAGUUUGUUAACUGGGUAAAUAAGGUGCUACAAUCCCACCAGACCCCGGUUUUGAAUAAGUUCAGAAUUUAUUGUGAUUUGCAUGAUUCCUUUCAUUCGGAAUUGAAUAAGUGGCUUAAGUAUGCCUUUGACAAGAGAGUUCAAAAGCUAGAAGUCAACCUGUCACACCAUGGCCCAAUUUAUAAUGAGUCACGACAUGGGCCAAAUUUUUAUAGGAUCCCCAUCACUGAGAGUUAUGUUUUUCCUUCUACCAUUUUUGCACAGCGAAGUUGGAAUUCUCUCAAAGAAUUGAUUUUGAGACAUGUCUUAGUUUCUGGGAGCGCUGUUGAAUGCCUUUUGUACAAUUGCAAUAAUCUUGAAAGUUUGGCUGUGCAUUGCUCAGAGGAUUUAACAUCUUUGAAAGUUUGUGGUCCAUCUAUUGCAUUACAACACUUGGAAAUUCGUUUUUGUCCCUUGGAUACCAUCAUUAUAAGUGAUGUUAAUCUUAUCUCGCUUAAGAUUGGGAAAACUAGGGCACUAGUGCUUAAGAAUGCUCCGAAGCUCGUGCAUAUUGGCAUCCUCUCUUGUAACCACAUUGUCGAGGAUUUUGUUUGCAAGCUUUCAUGCCACUUUUCAAAGCUGGAGUUGCUUUCCUUGAUUCUAGAUCCUAAUCAAGCUAGAGGGUUUGAUAGAAAAUUACCUCAGCAACCUGCACUGAAGCAGCUGUCCCUACAACUUGUAUUAGUCCAAGUUGAGAGAAUGUUUGGACUCACAUCGUUCUUUAGGGUGUCACCAAACUUGGAGAAGUUUGUAUUUAAGAGAUUGAAAAUUUGUGGAGACAAUUGGUCAUGCAAUCUUGAUACAGUCACUGUGGAAGCUGCAGUAACAAAUGAGGCCAGAAGAGCAAUCGGAGUAAGGUCUAUAGCAUCUGCUUUUCUCAGAAGGCAGAAAGGGAGUGGUUUUGCUGCUUUCUCCAAUUCCCCACUUUUUGAUGAUACUCGCAAACAGUUUAAAGAAGGAGUGGCGCGUUUUGCCCAGGAACAUAUUGCUCCUCAUGCAUCAACAAUCGACAAAACCAAUUAUUUCCCAAAGGAGGUUAACUUAUGGAAACUAAUGGGAGAUUUUGGUCUUCAUGGAAUCACUGUUCCAGAGGAAUAUGGAGGACUUGGCCUUGGUUAUGUGGAACAUUGUAUAGCUAUGGAAGAAAUUAGUCGUGCAUCUGGCUCUGUUGCCCUUUCCUAUGGUGCCCACUCAAACCUUUGUAUUAAUCAGUUGGUCAGGAAUGGAACCAUUGUUCAGAAGGAAAAAUAUUUGCCUAAGGUAUCUGAGCAUGUAGGAGCUCUUGCAAUGAGUGAGCCAAAUGCUGGAUCAGAUGUUGUUAGUAUGAAGUGUAGAGCUGAUCGGGUUGAAGGAGGUUAUGUUUUAAAUGGAAAUAAAAUGUGGUGUACCAAUGGUCCAGUUGCUCAGACUCUGGUUGUAUAUGCAAAAACAGACACUGUUGCUCGCUCAAAAGGAAUCACAGCAUUUAUAAUUGAGAAAGGAAUGCCUGGGUUCAGCACCGCCCAGAAAUUGGAUAAACUUGGGAUGCGGGGCAGUGAUACGUGUGAACUUGUUUUUGAAAAUUGCUUUGUUCCAGAAGAAAAUGUUCUUGGGCAGGAAGGAAAAGGAGUAUAUGUGAUGAUGUCGGGGUUAGAUUUGGAGAGACUAGUUUUGGCAGGAGGCCCUCUUGGUCUUAUGCAAGCUUGUCUUGACAUUGUACUUCCAUAUAUUCGUCAGAGGGAGCAGUUUGGCCGACCAAUUGGAGAAUUUCAAUUAAUCCAGGGAAAAAUUGCCGAUAUGUACACAUCAUUGCAGUCAUCAAGAUCAUAUGUGUAUUCUGUUGCAAUGGAUUGUGACAAUGGGAAGGUUGACCCAAAGGAUUGUGCUGGAGUCAUUCUUUGUUCAGCGGAAAGAGCUACUCAAGUUGCUCUUCAGGCUAUUCAGUGUUUAGGUGGUAAUGGGUACAUAAAUGAAUAUGCAACAGGGCGCCUUCUUCGAGAUGCCAAAUUAUACGAGAUUGGGGCCGGCACCAGUGAGAUUAGAAGAUUGAUCAUUGGCCGAGAGCUCCUCAGAGAGUAG
Molecule: messenger RNA, 2889 nt
Organism: Oldenlandia corymbosa var. corymbosa
Lineage: Eukaryota; Viridiplantae; Streptophyta; Magnoliopsida; Gentianales; Rubiaceae
Source: the annotation of a GenBank genome assembly